AUGCAGGGCUCAAAUGUGGACAAUAUUGAUAAUGAGGUAACCCCGGACCUAAGUGAUCUCAAUGAAGGAGCAACGGCGCAAAUAGAUUCUGAAUCUUCACAUGUACCACCAUCACAAGAGACCGACCCUUUAGAACUACACAAGUUGGCAUUGAGUUACGACUACUUGAUGUUUAAAAUAAAGGACUACAUAAAGAUAUUGACCGAUCAGACAUAUACAUCCGUGCUUCUAAAACAAGAUCAGAUCAGCCAAGAUUACCUUGAGAGACAAUUGAAUCUACCGCAACAAUACGAGGAGAUUGACAAGUUGCUCAAAACUUGUACCGAUCUAGAACAGGAGUUUAUGAAGAUUGAUCAACUCGAGAUGUUUGUACACGAUUUCAAGCAAAGACUAGAUGCCAUUGAACGGGGGUUCGGUAAAAAGCCGUAA
Lodderomyces margitis is the source of this 429-nucleotide messenger RNA. RefSeq lists its product as uncharacterized. NCBI's taxonomy places the organism in Eukaryota, Fungi, Ascomycota, Pichiomycetes, Serinales, Debaryomycetaceae. The record is from RefSeq and is a predicted model, not a curated record. The transcript has a single exon. Gene Ontology annotation, cellular component: BLOC-1 complex. Gene Ontology annotation, biological process: endosome organization. The coding region runs from base 1 to 429 and encodes 142 amino acids.